Messenger RNA from Echinops telfairi (small Madagascar hedgehog), 975 nucleotides. It is a transcript of the gene RCL1, whose product is annotated as RNA terminal phosphate cyclase like 1. The transcript has 8 exons. Gene Ontology annotation, biological process: endonucleolytic cleavage of tricistronic rRNA transcript (SSU-rRNA, 5.8S rRNA, LSU-rRNA); ribosome biogenesis. Gene Ontology annotation, molecular function: RNA endonuclease activity. Gene Ontology annotation, cellular component: nucleolus. The record is from RefSeq and is a predicted model, not a curated record. NCBI's taxonomy places the organism in Eukaryota, Metazoa, Chordata, Mammalia, Afrosoricida, Tenrecidae. Bases 1 to 975 code for a protein of 324 amino acids.
AUGGCCGCGCCCACGCACUCCCUCGACUACGCGGGCUGCAACUUCUUGCGCCAGCGGCUGAUCCUGGCCACGCUGAGCGGGCGCCCCGUCAAGAUCCGCAAGAUUCGGCCCAGGGACGACAGCCCGGGCCUCCGAGAUUUCGAAGCCAGCUUCAUCCGGCUGUUGGACAAGAUAACCAACGGUUCUCGAAUCGAAAUAAACCAAACAGGCACGACCUUGUACUACCAGCCCGGCCUCCUGCACGGCGGCUCCCUGGAGCAUGACUGCAGCGUCCUGCGUGGCAUCGGCUACUACCUGGAGGCCCUGCUCUGCCUGGCACCCUUCAUGAAGCGGCCGCUCCUAGUGGUGCUGCGGGGCGUGACCAACGACCAGGUGGACCCCUCGGUUGAUGUUCUUAAGGCAACAGCCAUCCCUCUCCUGAAACAGUUUGGGAUCGAUGGCGAAUCCUUGGAGCUGAAGAUUGUGCGGCGAGGGAUGCCCCCCGGAGGCGGCGGCGAAGUGCUCUUCUCCUGCCCCAUCAGGAGAGUCCUGAAGCCCAUUCUCCUCACGGACCCCGGGAAAAUCAAGCGCAUCCGUGGAAUGGCCUACUCUGUCCGAGUGUCCCCUCAGAUGGCCAACCGGAUCGUGGACUCGGCCAGGAGUGUGCUCAACCGGUUCCUCCCCGACAUCUACAUUUACACGGACCACAUGAAAGGAGCCAGCUCCGGGAAGUCUCCGGGCUUUGGGCUGUCCCUUGUUGCUGAGACCACCAAUGGUACCUUCCUCGGUGCUGAGAUGGCCUCCCGCCCUCAGGGCCAGGGCACGGCAGUGCUCCCCGAGGACCUGGGCCGUGACUGUGCCAGGCUGUUGCUGGAGGAAAUCUAUAGGGGUGGCUGUGUGGACUCGACCAACCAGAGCCUGGCCUUGCUGCUCAUGACCCUUGGACAGCAGGACGUUUCCAAAGUCCUCUUGGGACCACUCUCCCCCUACACGUAA